ACCACUAGAACUAGAGAAAACAAGACCUCGCGCCGCCAUCUUGUAAUCGUAGAGUGUCAUGGCGCCGCAAGAUGGCGCCGGCGCGCCAUUUCCCGUACAAUUACGAAAAGCAUAACUAUAUAUCAGCUGAUUACUCCAUUCUUCAGCACGGAUUAUUAAAUUCGUUUGUAAAUAAUAAUAAAAAAUCAAACAAACUUGGGGAUUUAUUCGGUUUGAGAUGAUGGUUAUAGUCAAUCGUUUGAGGAAGUGAAAAUUGUUUUUUGAGGCAUGUCCACGGAAUUUUGGAGCAGUUUUUUUUAUGAGUGAUGGGGAGACGUGAGUGAGGCUGGAAUAUGGGUAAGAGGACAGUGAGGACACUGAGAGUCGAUUGAAUUUGAUUUUUUGAGUUUCCGGAGGGAUUUAGGAUGUUGUCGGAGGUCGAUGUUUUUAUUAGUAAUUACACCCUGGUGGAUCCUGAGGUCUAUCAGCUCUGGGUGGACGGCCACACUUCAAGUGAUGCAGUUGGAGUUCUGCAUCAACGAGGCAUUUGCCAACAGACGAAUGCUCCGAUAGAACUGGUGGCAUCCGAUGUACUCGAUCAUUAUCGUACAUACUCCCUUCUCGAGAGAUUACUUCACUCACCCCCAAAAUUGGCUAGUGAACAAUUGGCCUUUCAGAUCGAACCACAAACUAGUCAAAUGUUGAUAGAAAUGUACUACGAAUUCGAUGACUCGGUGAUUCGUGAACUCCUGGGGAAGAAGUUGACGUCAAAGAGUCGAAAAGACAUGGACGAAGUGGCUGACAAAACCGGAAUCAUGUUAAAGAGCUGCAGGCGACAAUACGACAAUGUCAAGAGGGUUUUCAAAACUGUCGAGGAUUUGCCUGGCUCUCUAGCCACAAACAUAAAACAAAAUUUUUUAUUGCCAGAUGAUUUAGCAAGACGUUACGCAGCAGUAGUCUUCAUAGCUUGCUUGCGCUUUGAGAUGAGCAAAAGAAAACUGCAAUUCCUGACAUUCCCCGAUCUGUACCACUGUGCAAACGCCAUGAUGGCCUCGUGGACAUAUCGAUACACAGGUUCCGAGUACUUCGAUACCGAUCUGGACAGGGAAUUCCUCCUGGAGUUGGCUGAGUGCCGAGUUCUCCUGGAGAACGAUAAGCAUCACAAGCAUCUCGUUUGCAUCAAAUUAAAACCAACUCUCCUUGAGAGAUCCUAUCAGGAGUUGGAUUUGAAUUUUCGUUCUUAUUCACGAGCUCUACUGGGCAUUGCCUGCAGUCUGCACAGAUCCCGAGAACUGAGAUUUCUAUUUCUAGAGUUAGUGGAGAGGUGUAUUGAACCUUGGAGACAAGUCAACUGGUCGCAUACAGAUUUGAGAAAUUUUUUGAGUGCAUAUACUCAGUGUGCACUUGAUCUGGACGUCUUGAGAGAGGGAACCUUGCGAGAUGCAUUCGAGCGUUACAUGAAAGUAGUAACGAGCUGUCUACUGCGAAUGUACCACACGUGACGACUGACAAACGUCUACCCAGACGUAAUAAUUGUUGAGAAUACCCCGGACGAGGAGAGUCGAUAAAUCAUAUAUUACAAUUUAUUUGUCAUUGUUAAAUCGUUCUUUCCUUCUCUCUUUUGCGUAAUAAAUAAUCAAUAAUAACAUG
Messenger RNA from Diachasma alloeum, 1629 nucleotides. It is a transcript of the gene Fibp, whose product is annotated as acidic fibroblast growth factor intracellular-binding protein. The transcript is spliced from 6 exons. NCBI's taxonomy places the organism in Eukaryota, Metazoa, Arthropoda, Insecta, Hymenoptera, Braconidae. The record is from RefSeq and is a predicted model, not a curated record. The coding region runs from base 405 to 1481 and encodes 358 amino acids. Gene Ontology annotation, cellular component: nucleus.